AUGGCAUACUCGGCUGCCAUCAGUCAAAUGGUUGGGGAUAAAAAGUUAUUGGACCCCUUGAUUGCUGAUUUAAUUACAUUAUCCUUUGAAUGCAAGAGGAAGUAUCAACCAAUAAAAGAAAUGGCAGAGGCAUGCCAGUUGAGAGUUAGAGGCAUAGGAGCCAGAAAUGAGAAUGUUUUAGCUGGCCUCAUGUCAGCCAGUACAGAAAUCAUCCAGCCAUUCAUCAUGGGGUGUGACACAAAAAACCCCAAAGUUGUGCAGAUGUCACUAACAGCCAUUCAAAGACUCAUCUCUCAGAAAGUCGUCAGUGAAGAGGCAGCCAAAAGCAUUGUGAUAUCUCUGUGGCUGUUGAUGGAGGCGAGAGUUGAAGAAUUGAAAUUACUGCAGACGGCCAUUCUGCUGAUAACUACUAAUGAUGUCGUCAAACAUGAAGUUCUUGCUAAAGCUCUAGCUCUAUGUUUCCGAAUGCACUUUGCUAAAGACAGCACGACCACAAACACAGCUGCGGCUACAGUCCGACAGCUUGUGGCUGCUGUCUUCGAUCGAGUCGUCAUAGAGGACGCUACUCCGUUUCAUGGCACACUAGAACCUCUCUCAUUGGAUGAAUUGAAGAUGGGGUGCAAGCAUGCCCCCAAAUCCCUCAGGCCCUACGCCUCCGAUGCCUUUUUACUCUUUCAGGACUUCUGCCAGUUAUUAAACGCUGAUCAACCUUACUGGCUACUUGGAAUGACCGAGAUGACAAGGGCCCUCUGUCUCGAACUGAUGGAGGAAGUUUUAGCCAAUUAUAAAUCCGUCUUCGUCAAUCAUCCAGAAUUCACCUUUCUCCUUAGUGAGAAAGUUUGCCCGCACGUCAUCCGCCUAUUUUCUCCGAGUAUCAAGUACAAAUCGUCGAGAAGUAACAGCGGUAGCAGUGCAGGGGGCGAUAGGCCGUAUUUUCCUAUUGUUAUCAGGCUGCUGAGGAUCGUGUCUAUGAUGAUUUUGCAUUAUUAUCCGCUUUUGCUGACAGAAUGCGAGAUAUUCCUCUCAUUACUCGUAAAAUUUCUCGACCCUGAAAAAACUACAUGGCAAAGGACAGCUUCGUUAGAAGUCUUGGGUAAACUCUGCCUAAAGCCCGACAUUAUUAGAAAUUUCUGCGAAUCCUACGACAUGAAACCACACGCCACGAAAAUCCUUCGAGAUAUCAUCAACGGGGUCGGCGUAUUCAUCCAAUCACACGGCCUAUUAGCCCUGCCCUCUCAGAUUGUAUUCACAUAUAGGAGCGUUAGCAUACCCCUGGUUUUGAAUAUUAACGCCCCACAAGGAAGCCACAAAUCUGUCAUUUUAGAGAUGUUGGAUAAACAAGACGCUCCCAGUAUCCUGGAUGGAUACGGACUAUCCCUCGCCUUCCUAUGUAUCUUGGAUACCGUUAAAUCCAUCAAAUCCAUUAUCCCAUUCGUCAUAAAGCGUUUAUACGAGGAGCUGAUCAACUCAACGUGGUGUGGUGUGCUGUCUGCUUUGCUGUUGUUGUUGGAGGCCAGCACCGACGACCAGACGACUGACAUAGUUCUCAAAUCCCUGCUAACGUACGCCACCCUCUGUGGUUCAGUGGGGGUCAUGACGCCGAGGGACGCCUUCAUCACGUCACUCUGUAAGGUUUCCCUCCCACCUCAUUAUACUCUUCAAGUUUUGGGAUGUGGCCAAUCAACUCACGGGGAAGCCAUUCAAAGCAGUCAAGUGGUUGUUGUUGGCACAGCCCUCUACACCAGCUCAACCAAUCAGAAUGCUUACCAGGGACCUGUCGUGUUAACAGCAAAGAACAUACAAUGCAUGAAAACUCUUCUGAAUUUAGCUCAACACCAUGGUAGUCUUCUUGGCACCUCUUGGUACCAAGUUCUGACUACAUUGCAGCACCUGGUCUGGAUUUUGGGACUGAAGCCGACCGCCGGUGGCUCGAUGAGGCCCUCCCAGCUGGCCUCAGAUAACAUCAACUCUGUCAUCACUACCUCAAUUAUGAGCGACCUGCCUACGUUAAGCAAUCAACUAACUAAACUCUUCGAAAGUUCUCAAAUCCUCGAUGAUGUUUCUCUGCACCACCUGGUCAGCGCCCUUUGCAAACUGUCUUCGGAAUCAUUGGACAUCGGAUACACAAAUAGAGAGCCUUCGUUGUUUGCCGUGGCCAAGUUACUCGAGACGGGAUUGGUCAAUUUAGAAAGAGUGAGUGUGGUCUGGAAUCCAAUAACUGGUCAUCUUUUAGAGGCUUGUCAGCAUCCCAAUUCAACAAUGAGGUCAUGGGCUGCCGAGUCUAUCACAACGCUCGUUAAAUCGGCGUUCACUUUUAAACACAAUCCGCCGAUACAACAACAGUCAAAGCUGCAGACCAAACUCCUCUCGCCCCUUCACGAACUUUCGAACUGCGUGCACCACCAAGACAUCAGGCACAAACAGAUGGACUGCCUGCUUCAAGUCGUCCAAAGCAAUGGCGAACACCUCUGUGACGAUGCCUGGGGCAUAAUCCUGAAGGUCAUAGGUCAAGUGACUUCGUCGGGUCAAAGCGAAUCCCUGAUCCGUCUGUCCUUUCAAAGUCUCCAGUUGAUCGUCACGGAUUUCCUGCUGUCGCUCCCCAGUCGCCAUCUUGAAACCGUUGUCGACGUGGUGGCCAUGUUCGGCACGCAGCAGCAGGAGCUUAAUAUCAGCUUGACGGCUGUCGGCUUGCUGUGGAACAUCGCCGACCACUUCUCGCAAUCACGUGACAAGAUCAUGCUGGACAUGCGCAAACCACCAGCGCCCCAGCAACAACUACAACAGCAGUUCGAUGACCUCUGGAUGACCUUGUAUUGCCGUCUGGGUCAGCUGUGUGUUGACCCCAGGCCGGCCGUUCGUAAGAGUUCAGGUCAAACCCUGUUUUCAAUGAUUAGCGCCCACGGGGGGUUGCUGCAGUUCAAUUCCUGGCACGAUAUGUUGUGGAAGGUUCUUUUCCCGCUCUUAGAGAACGUUCGAAAGCAGUGCAGUCGUGUCGCAGACUCGAAGGCAGAUGUGUCGGGUUCGAAACCCACCUCGGUCUCCAACAUUCUCAUGCACCACUCGAGAGAUACCGCGGAGAAACAGUGGGCCGAGACGAGAUUUCUAACGCUGGCUGGUGUCGUCAGGGUGGCUAGUUUGAAGAGGAGUGUCUUGCAGAGGAUGGAGGACUUCAUGAGGGCCUGGUUGAUGAUGCUGGAGCACAUCGAAGAUGCAGCCCUAUCGAAAAACGCUGAAGUUUCAUUGGCUGCCCUCAAGAGCUUUCAAGAACUUCUGAACAUCAGUUCCAGUGAAGGGGGUAGCCCUCAACAGCAACCUCAACAACAAACAACUGAAAAUAAAGUCAAUCAACUUUUUAUUGCAGCUAAAACAGCAUCUGCUAAAGCUGCUACAGCUGCUACUAGCGAGGCGAACGCAGUAACUUCAACUCAGCCGACAGCAAUUAAAAAUAAUCUCACCACGUCUCUGACUACUACAGCCACUAACAGCAGUAGCGAUAUAAACGGUGGUGGGUCACUUCCAGAUGAUGUCAGUGACCAGCUGGCUUUGUGGCUAAGCGCUUGGAAAGUCUGGAGAAAUAUCGGUUUGGCCUGCACAUCCAUAACUGUGACGUCAUCGUCAUCUGGCGCCAAAAGUGACGAGCGAGCCAGUGACAAUUGUUAUAUACCUUCUCAGGCUUUCCUGACGGCAUUGAUACAAACGUUUCCUGGAUUAUAUCAGCACAUAAGAGAGCAGUUCGUGACUCCAGAGUUGGACAGGCUGUUGCAGGUCCUCCAGCGAUCCCUCUGUGUCCCCGUUCAAAACUCAACCGCCACGUCGUCCUUUUAUAUCCUAUCCAUGGACCAACAAUCUCUGACCCCGUUGCAAGAGGCUGUCCUUGGUGCUAUCAAGCUGAUUGGGCAGGAUGGCUUGAAGAACGAAGGAGCAAUGGCGAACAUCUACCCUGAGCUCUUCGACAAGAUCCUGCAGUUCGUCGAGUACUCUGUGUACACACCUAAGCCUCUGAGAUCUGCUGAUGACGCUGCUCUUGCUAAUCAUAAUACUAAAGUUUCUACUUCUACUUCUGCUGCUACUGCAAUUAGUGGUAGCAGCAGUAGUAGUAGUGGUGGUGGUGGUGGUUAUAAAGUCGGUGGUGGAAAAAUGAGCGGGGAUUGGCUGACGACGAACUACGUGCCAUUCUCAGAGGCCGUCAUACAAUUGGUGGUCGAUAUGUAUAAGGUUUCAGUCAACAACAUGGCUGUCGUGAAGGCUGCUACGUGCCAGAAAAUUAUCAAGGCACUUAGCUUGCCCUUGUUGAAAAAGUACACUUGUCCUUACAAAAGUACAUGGGUACUCGCAAUUACGUCACUACUUACAAUACUCAAGAUUACACUUCCCGUUGCCAGAAAAUAUGAGAAAGAUUUUUGUGGUAUGUGGAAUGAACUUGGGCAAGCUUUUGAGAAUUUUCUAUUUUCAACUCAUCCCUCACCUUCAUCCUUAUCUCUCGAAGAUUUUCGGAAAGAUGAACAGCUUGAUUGUCAUGUCGUCGAAACGAUACGAGACGAGGUACUGCCCCACUCAUCCAAACUACCAACGACCUUCAUCUCGAAGAUCAUGUCCAUCUUGAACAGAGGCUCCAUACAUACUGCCACUACCGAAAGUUUUCUCGAAAUAGAUUCAACCAAUCGCCUGCGAGAAGAAUUCGCCAAAGUUUGCUUCGAAACCUUACUCCAAUUCUCAUUCGUCCAACGAAAUGACGCGCUCCUCUCCCCUCAGAAGUCCAGCCAAUCACAGCAGACUUCUAAAAAUAGCAGCCAGCCAAACAGCUUGAAAUCAGGUCAGGAAGAAAAUGGGGUCAUAACGAGUUUAGCCAUCGAGGCCUUACUUCACAGAUGUAAGAAUGUUUUAGAAAAGUACAAUGAUGAUGCUAAACUUUCUGGGAAUUUCCCGCUACCGAGGCCACAGAUGACAGAGGUGUCGUUCGUCUUGCAAGCCAUAGCUACGCUGCUCGUUACGCUGAAGAAGAAUCCAACAAUCGUCAGUGAUAAACUCUGGAUUGAAACAAUAGCCUUAUACCCACAUCUGAUAGACUGUGCUACGUCAUCGUCGUCAUCUUCAUCAUCGUCGUCGUCAUCAUUUAACAUCAGUAAAUCCUUGCAUUACGCUCUGAUGCAAUAUAAAGAUCUACUGAGACCGCCCCAUAACUUGUAACACCCCUGACUUGAAAUGGUAUCAUCCGGCUAAUUAGUAAUAUUCAUGAGGGGUGAAAUAUGUUAAUUAGGAUAGAGGCAAACUACUACUGAUUAUGUUAAUUAGCCAGCUAGAAGAAAAUAUUAUCUUAUUUAUCGUUAUAACCUUAUUGUAAUUAAUAAAAUGUAUGCUUUUCAUUACGUAUUUGUUUAUAAAAAAAAUUUUACUCUAUUAACUUGGCUGAUUGAUUGAUUGAUUAAUUAAUUAAUUAGUUAAUUGAUUAAUAGAUCGAUUGAUCGAUAGAUUUGUUGAGAUAUUUUGAGAACAUUGAAAAAUUUUCAUUCGUCUGCACUGAUUCAUCCAUACAUACAUGCACUAGGUACUUAAUUUAUGCUCGUGCAAUCAAUCACUCAUCCAUCCAUCCAUUCAUUCAUUCAUUCAUUCAAGAAUAUACUUAAGCAUUCUUCCCUUUAUUUAUUCACUCAUUCAUUUUUAUAUUAUUUAUUAGUUUUUUAAGAAAUAUUUAUACUGAUUUAAUUAAAAAAAAUAUCAUAGACACGAGAAUACAUAGUACAGUUUUUUCAUUCGCUAACUAAAUCAAUUUUCCAGUACUUAAUUAUUAUUAUUAUUAUUUAUUAUUAUUAAUUAUUAUUACUAUUAUUAUUUUCACAACUGAUGCUACUAACUUCCAUAAAUGACAUUGAAUCAGGAUUUGUUCAAUGUAAAAUACACUCUUAUUCGAUAUAAAAAUGAAACACACACACACACACACACACACAUAUAUAUAUAUAUAUAAUGAAUUGCCUAACUAAUUAUCUGGCUAUUGUUAUGAAGAUCAAAUGAAAAUAACUGUUGAGAAUAUAUAUACAGAACAAAAAUAAACUCAA
Helobdella robusta is the source of this 6053-nucleotide messenger RNA. RefSeq lists its product as hypothetical. The transcript is spliced from 39 exons. The coding region runs from base 1 to 5187 and encodes 1728 amino acids. NCBI's taxonomy places the organism in Eukaryota, Metazoa, Annelida, Clitellata, Rhynchobdellida, Glossiphoniidae. The record is from RefSeq and is a predicted model, not a curated record.